Messenger RNA from Mustela lutreola (European mink), 3494 nucleotides. It is a transcript of the gene FAM76A, whose product is annotated as family with sequence similarity 76 member A. The transcript is spliced from 9 exons. The record is from RefSeq and is a predicted model, not a curated record. Lineage: Eukaryota; Metazoa; Chordata; Mammalia; Carnivora; Mustelidae. The coding region runs from base 334 to 1257 and encodes 307 amino acids.
GCGGGAGAUGGUACCUCCUAGUGGCGCCCCCGCGUGACUGCGCUUUACAUAAUCGAGGCCGCGCGCGUCAUAAGUGGCGUACUCCAGUCCAGACCGAAUCAGAGUUGUCAUAAGCUCUGUGUUCCGCCCCUUCGUGCUUGAUGGACGUCGACAUGAACCAGUGAACGGGCGACCAACGCCGCCACGCCCGCCUUGAUCCGCCCGCACUCGCGGGCCAGCCCGCCUGCCGCAGCCCGCAGCUUACUGCCGCCGCCGCCGCCAGCUUGUCUCUCAGACUGUCAGAUAAAGCGGCGGGCCGGGCCGGCUGGCCGGUGAGCACGGCCCGGGCCGGACAUGGCGGCGCUCUACGCCUGCACCAAGUGCCACCAGCGCUUCCCCUUCGAGGCGCUGUCUCAGGGGCAGCAGCUGUGCAAGGAAUGUCGGAUUGCACACCCUGUUGUGAAGUGCACCUACUGUAGAACUGAGUACCAGCAGGAGAGUAAAACCAAUACAAUAUGCAAGAAAUGUGCUCAGAAUGUGCAGUUAUAUGGAACGCCCAAACCUUGUCAGUACUGCAACAUAAUUGCAGCGUUUAUUGGCAACAAAUGCCAGCGCUGCACGAAUUCAGAGAAGAAAUAUGGACCACCAUAUUCGUGUGAACAGUGUAAGCAGCAGUGCGCAUUUGACAGGAAAGAUGACAGAAAGAAGGUAGAUGGGAAAUUGCUGUGCUGGCUUUGUACACUUUCGUACAAACGAGUCCUCCAGAAGACUAAAGAGCAGAGGAAACAUCUGAGCAGCUCUUCCCGUGCCAGCCAUCAGGAGAAGGAACAGUAUAGUCGACUGAGUGGUGGCAGCCAUUAUAACAGCCAGAAAACACUUUCUACAUCUUCAAUUCAAAAUGAAAUCCCAAAGAAAAAAUCCAAGUUUGAGUCAAUUACAACCAAUGGAGACAGCUUUUCCCCAGACCUGGCUCUGGACUCACCAGGCACUGACCACUUUGUCAUCAUUGCCCAACUGAAGGAAGAAGUGGCCACUCUGAAGAAGAUGCUGCAUCAAAAGGAUCAAAUGAUUUUAGAGAAAGAGAAGAAGAUCACAGAGUUGAAGGCUGAUUUCCAAUACCAAGAAUCUCAGAUGAGAGCCAAAAUGAACCAGAUGGAGAAAACCCACAAAGAAGUCACAGAGCAAUUGCAGGCCAAAAACCGAGAGCUCCUGAAGCAGGCAGCUGCCUUGUCCAAGAGCAAGAAGUCUGAGAAGUCAGGAGCUAUAACCUCUCCAUGAGAGAUCAUAAGGAGGCUCCCAGCCAACAGCAGCGGGAUUCCUGGGUUAGGCUUGGUGACCGGGCUAUUCUCUGGGAAUUGCAAGCUUUCUUAAGAAAUCUCUAUUUUAUUACAGUUGCCCUUCUAUGUGGGAUUGCAGUGGGCUGAAUGGAAACAUCUGGUUAGUGCUGUGUCUUGACUGCAUGCUUGGAUGUUUGGGGUUCCAAGCUCUCUGUCUCGUGCUCUUACUUCUCUUCCCCCCCACCCCCAACCCCCAGUCCUACUCUCUGUCUCUUUGUCUCUCCCUUUUGGUACUAUUCUUUGUGUGUGUGUGGUGGUCACUGCUCAGUGUUACGUGCAGAAUGAUUUUUUGUUUGUUUGUUUUGUCCAUCAUUGCAUCCUGCCAUACCCAUGAGCAAAUAGUUUGGCAUUAAUUACAUAUCACUGCCACCCUCUGAACUUUCAAAACUGCCACCUUAAGACUUGGUAAAUGGAAGAGGCUUUCUCUCUCCAAUAAACCUUUUGCUUCAGGGUAUAUUCUUGGGUUUUUUUCCAGGUAUAUUAUGUAUGAACUUUGUACUAUGUAUAGCCAGAGUUUUAUUUAUUUUUUAAAAAAAGAAACUUUUUCUUGAUAAAGGAAUAAUGGUAGCCUAGCUUGUUCUUCUUGUAAAAGUGAUGCCUCUUAAAAAAAAAAAGUUCUACUCUCUACCUUUUCGUAAAGGAAUAAGACCUUUUCUUGUUACCUUGGAGUCUUAAAAACUGAUUGCUGAGGUCAAACAACUCAAUGCAGAAGUAUGGAGUUAAGUGCCUUUUGGAGGAUUUCUUGGAAGAGCAUUUAAGAAGAGGAUACUUAAGGGAGAUAGCAAAGAUUUGAACAGUCUGUCUUUUUAAGUAAGGGCAGAAAGAAAGGUUGUCCAGGUUUUACUGGACAUUUUCCUCCCCUAUCCCUUUCUUGAUUGUUUUAUGUGACUGAUUUUAAAUUCUCACACUGCCACUUCUUUAGAAAAAAAAAAAAAAAAAAAAAAGCACCCUUAUAUCAGUUGUUAUAUUGGGCCAUUGUCAGAGAACUUUUUUUUUUUUUUUUUAAUGAGCAGAUUCAAAAUAGAAUCAUACUCGAACUACAGAGCAUUUUGAGAGUCAGUAUGAGCUGCUCAAGUAUGGACUCUGAAUCUGAUUGCAAGAAUUGAUAUCACCGUACCUUCUCCCUACUCCUCCUCAUCCACCCCAGCCUGUACACUCCCUGCUUUGAAUGGAAAUAUAUUGAAAACAGGUGCUUAUCAGAAGCAGCUUGGCCUCAGCCAGAAUUGUUUGUGUCCUGUUUUCCCUUCUUGACCCAACAGGCACAUGGAUUUACUUUUCUAGGAGAGGAGAUAGAUUUGCACUUCUAGCCAUUCUCUCAGGUCCUGUAUGGGAUGUUUGUGAAAGAAAUGAAAGAUGUGUAAUAUGCCAUGAAACACAGUAAAAUCAACUACCUUGGAAUCCUUAAUGGAGAGGGAGGGGUGCUGAGGCUAGAGGUAACGAUGAGGGCAGAUGACCUUUGUACCUCAGUGUACCAAAAUUGUAAGCAGUCAGUUUAACUUGCUAGGCAAUUCCUAGAGGCAGAUGCUUAUGAUUUGUAAUAACAUUCUCACAAGUGGAGCCAUGCACAGAAUUGGACAGAGAUGUGGAAAUGGGUAGCUUUUUUUCUGAGAAGAGAAACAAUGGACCAUGUUGCUUCUAUCUCACUCUAGUAGGGGAAGUCAUUUUCCCUUCUAAGCAGGGGGAACGGCAGUGCUAAAUAGUUUUGUAACUUUUUGAAUGAGAAACUUUUAGGUAAAGAUAAACUGUCAGAUAAUAUUUUUCAGACGCAUUUACAUUUGACUAUGGGGAAAUGAUGGUGAAAAAAGUUACAGUCAUGGUUUUUUGGGUUUUUUUAAUUUGGAAGACUUGAGAAAUUCUGUUUCAUGAAGUGAUAAUAUAAAAACACAUAGUUAGUUUUAUACUAAAUCUUUUUUUAAGGUCUUGGCAUUUAAUAUAAAGCAGAUUCACACAUUUUCUAACUUUCCACAAGUUCCAAAAAGUAAAGGAAGAAAACUCAGUCUUAAAAUAUUGGUUUUUAAAAAUCAUGACACUGUUUUACCAUGAAAUUGAGUAGCUAACUUUUGGUAACACCUUUUGUUCAUUUGUAUGUUUGUAUAAUGGACAUUUUGAAACACAGGAAUGUUUUGGUUUGUACAAACUUUGAAAAAUGUGUGUUAAUAAAAAUUCAAAUUGACCCAA